AUGUCUCGAGAGAUGGGAGAGCUCACCCAAAUGAGGUUGCAGAAGAUCUGGAUUCCACACAGCAGUGGCAGCAGCGGGCUACAGCAGAGGAAGAGCUCAUCAAUACCACAGUUUACCAAUUCCCCCACAAUGGUGAUCAUGGUGGGCUUACCAGCUCGAGGCAAGACCUACAUCUCCAUGAAGCUCACACGAUAUCUCAAUUGGAUAGGAACACCAACUAAAGUGUUUAAUUUAGGCCAAUACCGAAGAGAGGCAGUGAGCUACAAGAACUAUGAAUUCUUUCUUCCAGACAACAUGGAGGCUUUACUUAUCAGAAAGCAGUGUGCCCUGGCAGCCCUGAAGGAUGUCCAUGACUAUCUCAGCCGUGAAGAAGGUCAUGUUGCGGUCUUUGAUGCCACCAACACUACCAGAGAACGACGGUCACUAAUUCUGCAGUUUGCUAAAGAGCAUGGUUACAAGGUAUUUUUCAUUGAGUCUAUCUGUAAUGAUCCUGGCAUCAUUGCAGAAAACAUCAGGCAAGUAAAACUUGGCAGCCCUGAUUACAUAAACUGUGACCGGGAAAACGUUCUGGAAGACUUUCUAAAGAGAAUUGAGUGCUAUGAGGCCAACUACCAACCCUUGGAUGACGAACUGGACAGCCACCUGUCCUACAUCAAGAUCUUCGAUGUGGGCACACGCUACAUGGUGAACCGAGUGCAAGACCACAUCCAGAGCCGCACAGUCUACUAUCUCAUGAACAUCCACGUCACACCCCGCUCCAUCUACUUAUGCCGGCAUGGUGAGAGUGAACUCAACCUCAGAGGCCGCAUUGGAGGUGACUCUGGCCUCUCAGCUCGAGGCAAGCAGUAUGCUUAUGCUCUGGCCAACUUCAUUCAAUCCCAAGGCAUCAGCUCCCUGAAGGUGUGGACCAGCCACAUGAAGCGGACGAUCCAGACAGCUGAGGCUCUGGGUGUUCCCUAUGAGCAGUGGAAGGCCCUGAACGAAAUUGAUGCGGGUGUCUGUGAGGAGAUGACCUAUGAAGAAAUCCAGGAAAACUACCCUGAGGAAUUUGCACUACGGGACCAAGAUAAAUAUCGCUACCGCUAUCCCAAGGGAGAGUCAUAUGAGGAUCUGGUUCAGCGUCUGGAGCCAGUUAUAAUGGAGCUAGAACGGCAGGAAAACAUACUGGUGAUCUGCCACCAGGCCGUCAUGCGGUGUCUCCUGGCCUACUUCUUGGAUAAGAGCUCAGAUGAGCUGCCAUAUCUCAAGUGUCCUUUGCACACCGUGCUUAAACUCACACCUGUGGCUUAUGGAUGCAAAGUGGAGUCCAUCUACCUGAAUGUGGAAGCCGUAAACACACACCGGGAGAAACCUGAGAAUGUGGACAUCACCCGAGAACCUGAGGAAGCCCUGGACACAGUCCCUGACCACUACUGAGCCCUUUCCAAGAAAUCAAACUGCCAUUGUCCCCACUGUCUCCCACCUUUAAGAGCUGCUAUCCUUGCACUUCUCUUACCUUAAUACCCUGACCCCUGCUUCCAGUAAGAAGCCCUCAUUAUCUCCAAUACAGGCCUCAAUUUCUAGCUACAACCAAG
Suricata suricatta (meerkat) is the source of this 1574-nucleotide messenger RNA. It is a transcript of the gene PFKFB1, whose product is annotated as 6-phosphofructo-2-kinase/fructose-2,6-biphosphatase 1. Gene Ontology annotation, molecular function: ATP binding; 6-phosphofructo-2-kinase activity; fructose-2,6-bisphosphate 2-phosphatase activity. The record is from RefSeq and is a predicted model, not a curated record. Bases 1 to 1416 code for a protein of 471 amino acids. Lineage: Eukaryota; Metazoa; Chordata; Mammalia; Carnivora; Herpestidae. Gene Ontology annotation, cellular component: cytosol; 6-phosphofructo-2-kinase/fructose-2,6-biphosphatase complex. Gene Ontology annotation, biological process: fructose metabolic process; fructose 2,6-bisphosphate metabolic process. The transcript is spliced from 14 exons.